Monopterus albus (swamp eel) is the source of this 936-nucleotide messenger RNA. RefSeq names its product olfactory receptor 10K1-like. Gene Ontology annotation, cellular component: membrane. Gene Ontology annotation, biological process: detection of chemical stimulus involved in sensory perception of smell; G protein-coupled receptor signaling pathway. Bases 1 to 936 code for a protein of 311 amino acids. The record is from RefSeq and is a predicted model, not a curated record. The transcript has a single exon. Gene Ontology annotation, molecular function: odorant binding; olfactory receptor activity; G protein-coupled receptor activity. Lineage: Eukaryota; Metazoa; Chordata; Actinopteri; Synbranchiformes; Synbranchidae.
AUGGAUAAUGACUUGAAUGAAACAUAUAUAACUCUUGAUGGGUAUGUGGAAAUUGACCAAUACAGAUAUCUUUAUUUUAUGAUCAUGUUUACAGCAUAUAUUCUAAUACUCUGCAUUAAUUCCACUAUUGUGUCUCUCAUUGUGAUUCACAAAACCCUCCAUGAGCCCAUGUAUAUUUUCAUUGCAGCCUUGUUACUGAACUCUGUUCUUCUCAGCACUUCUCUCUACCCAAAGCUGUUGACUGAUGUCUUAUCUAAAAAACAGAUUAUAUCCUAUUCAGCCUGUCUCUUUCAGUGGUUUGCAUAUUACUGUGUAGCCUUUACAGAAAAUUUGCUGUUGGCAGCCAUGGCCUAUGACAGGUAUGUGUCUAUAUGUAAACCUCUGCGAUAUCCAACUAUCAUGAGGAAAUCAAAGAUCUGUAUUUUCCUGGUUUUAGCUUGGCUUCUGCCUGCUUGUGUAUUUGCACUGUCAGUUGGCCUGAGUGUUGAUGCUAAACUCUGUAAAUUUACUUUUAAAGGAAUCAUUUGUGGCAGCGCAGUGAUCAAACUUCACUGUGUGAUGUCAAGACUAGUAUAUUUUUACGGCUUCUUUAUUAUUUUUAGUCUUGACAUUUUACCUGUGCUUUUCAUACUUUUUACCUACACCAGGAUACUUAUAUUAUCCUGUCAAAGUUGUAGAGAAGUUAGGAGAAAAGCUGCACAGACUUGUUUACCUCACCUGCUGGUUCUAAUGAACCUAACCAACUUUUCCUGGUCCAUGGGAUUUGAAGUAAUUGUAGCUCGGCUGGACAUAGAUUUUACAAAAAUUGUGCGUUUAAUAAUGACAUUACAAGUAAUUUUGUACAGUCCUCUUUUCAAUCCAAUCAUAUAUGGGCUAAAAAUGAAAGAAAUAUACAAACAUGUCAAGAGGUUGUUUUGUCCAGGCAAAAUUUUCUAA